AUGCCCUCCGACAUCACACGCUUGCUGAACCAUGGUAUCAACGCCAAUUCCGAGUACGCAGUACCUGUGGACGGUAACCCAAACUCCACCUUCAACAACGGUUAUCCCAGGGCCGUGCCGGGAUGUAUCAACCAUGGUAGUAUUGGAAAAGAUCGAAAUCCCCACCGCUUUUUCUUUCCUGUUCACCAUCUAGUUUCUAUUGCUACAUGGUUCUAA
Penicillium verrucosum is the source of this 216-nucleotide messenger RNA. RefSeq lists its product as uncharacterized. The record is from RefSeq and is a predicted model, not a curated record. NCBI's taxonomy places the organism in Eukaryota, Fungi, Ascomycota, Eurotiomycetes, Eurotiales, Aspergillaceae. The transcript has a single exon. The coding region runs from base 1 to 216 and encodes 71 amino acids.